GAGAACUCGAUGUGGAUGCGGAAGUGCUGUGUCCGGCUGCGGCCAAAAUAACAAACAAAAACAAAAUCAAGCCUGGAACAUGCUGGAAGAAGGUGAAAAUGGGAUUUUAUACAUCUGAUGAUGUCCACUGAUCGUCCACUGUCAGGACAUGUGUAAGAACAGAACUGCGUCCCUGCCACUGUGACCUUUGACCCUUCAUUCCCUCAUACACAGUGUCCCCUCAGAAGCUGAGCAGCACCCCGGCUGUUAUAAGUCGUCUGUAACGGUGGGGUAUUUAACAGUCGUACCGUGAACGCCAUGUCAUCCACCUGCCAGUCACGCUCAGCCCCGCCCCCUGGACUGAGUGACAUCACAGGGACAGGCAAGGAGGACGGUUCUCUCCGUUCUUCGGAGCGCCAUGCCCACCUGCUGCUGGCUCAGAUGAAUAAGAUGCGUGUGCAGUCGGAGCUGUGUGACGUGCGUCUGCUGGUAGGCGGACGGGCGUUUCAGGUCCACCGGUUGGUCCUGGCGGCCAGCGGGCCGUAUUUCUCCGCCCUCUUUAACUCGGCCAUGAGCGAGUCACGCGAGGAGGAAGUGCACAUCGCCGGGGUGGAGGCAGACGUGUUUGAGUCUCUGCUGGAGUUCAUAUACACAGGCUGUGUGGAGGUGACGGUGGAGAACGUUCAGGAUCUCAUGAUGGCGGCCGACAUGCUGCAGCUCGGCGAGCUCGUGCUCAUCUGUGGAGAGUUCCUGAGGAGCCAUGUGGAGCCGAGUAACUGUGUAGGAAUUUAUCAGUUCCUGGAACAGAUCAGCUACAGCGAGCUCCUGGAGUUCACGCAGAACUACAUCCAUGCCCACUUCCUACAGGUGUGUGAGGAGGAGGAGUUCUCCAGCCUGUCGAAGGAUCAGUUGGCGUGUUUGCUGCGCAGUGAGGAGUUGAGGAUAGAGGACGAGUAUCAGGUGUUCACGGCGGCCAUGAGCUGGCUUCUGCACGACGUCACACACAGAAAGAAACACGUGGUGGAGGUUCUGGAGCCGAUCCGCUUCCCCCUGCUGUCGCCGCAGAGACUCUACGCUUAUAUCGAGGGCGUGAGUGACUUCAGCCUGCGGGUGGCGCUGCAGACCCUGCUGAGAGAAUACACAGAGACAAACAAAACCCCCAAAGACCCCAAAACACUUGUACAACCGUCAAAGACCCGACCCCGGAGGAAAGCGCGCAAAUACCUCUAUGCCAUCGGAGGUUACACUCGUCUGCAGGGAGGGAGAUGGAGUGACAGUCGGGCGUUGAGCUGUGUGGAGCGAUUUGAUUCGUUCAGUCAGUUCUGGACGACAGUCUCCUCCCUCCAUCAGGCCCGCAGCGGGCUGGGCGUCGCCGUCCUCGACGGCAUGAUCUACGUCGUCGGAGGUGAGAAGGACUCGAUGAUCUUCGACUGUACGGAGCGCUACGACCCCGUCACCAAACAGUGGGCUGCUGUCGCUUCCCUCAACUUCCCACGCUGUGGAGUCGGGGUGUGUCCGUGCCACGGAGCUCUCUAUGCACUCGGCGGCUGGGUCGGUUCUGAAAUCGGGAAGACGAUGGAGCGUUAUGAUCCGGAGGAGAAUAAGUGGGAGGUGAUCGAGAGCAUGCCCGUACCACGCUACUACUUCGGCUGCUGUGAGCUACAAGGUUUCAUCUACGUGAUUGGUGGGAUCAGCGAUGAGGGGGUGGAGCUUCGUUCAGCCGAGGUCUACGACCCCAUUUCCCGCCGCUGGCGAGCGCUGCCCGUCAUGAUGACGCGGAGGGCGUAUGUGGGCGUGGCUUCGCUCAACAACGCCAUCUACGCGGUGGGGGGGUGGAACGAGGCUCUCGGCUCGCUGGACACCGUGGAGAAAUACUGUCCUGAGGAGGAGCGGUGGGUGGAGGUGGCGUCCAUGUCGAUGGCACGUGCCGGUGUUAGCGUAGCCGCCGUUAACGGGCUGCUGUACGCCAUCGGAGGCCGGAACUCGGGGCGGGAUUUCUCCGCUCCGGUCACUGUGGACUCGGUGGAGAUUUACGACCCGCACCUGGACACGUGGACUGAGAUAGGAAACAUGAUCACCAGCCGCUGCGAUGGGGGCGUGGCUGUGCUCUGAUAUGCUCCUCCCCUUUACAUGGUUACGAGUUGAAUGCUUCAGGAGCGUCACGGUUACGAAGGUGCUAUGAGCCGGUGAAUUUAGUUACAACCUUGCGCUAAUGUUACAGACAAAACGAUAAGCAUUGUCGCGUGACAGGGGUGUGGCCAUGCUCUCACUGACUCCACCCCUUUGCCCUUUGUCAUGCUCACAUCAUCCGUUAUAAUAUUUUGACUGAAAUUUGAUGAGUUAUAGAUAUUAAACUAGGAAAAAGAGAUUUCUAAAUAUUUGAAACACAGAUAUUUCGAGUAUUUUGUAACGAAAGAUGUUACCGUGGUGAUGUGUAUUAUUGAAUGUAAAUGAAAUUUGUUACUUUACCUGUCGCACAUUUCUUACGUGUGAUUAAAUUAGCAUUUUAAAACCAGCUUUACAAUAACGCUGCUUCUUUUACUGUAAGUGUCAUGGCGAGACAUUUCAUUUUAGUGU
This is a messenger RNA of Ictalurus furcatus (blue catfish), 2556 nucleotides long. It is a transcript of the gene klhl27, whose product is annotated as intracisternal A particle-promoted polypeptide. NCBI's taxonomy places the organism in Eukaryota, Metazoa, Chordata, Actinopteri, Siluriformes, Ictaluridae. The record is from RefSeq and is a predicted model, not a curated record. Gene Ontology annotation, molecular function: protein binding. The coding region runs from base 298 to 2091 and encodes 597 amino acids. The transcript is spliced from 10 exons.